Messenger RNA from Daphnia magna, 1745 nucleotides. RefSeq names its product pancreatic triacylglycerol lipase. The coding region runs from base 613 to 1581 and encodes 322 amino acids. Gene Ontology annotation, biological process: lipid metabolic process. Gene Ontology annotation, molecular function: lipase activity. Lineage: Eukaryota; Metazoa; Arthropoda; Branchiopoda; Diplostraca; Daphniidae. The record is from RefSeq and is a predicted model, not a curated record. The transcript has 8 exons.
CGUGUUGAUUCAACCGCCCGGCUGUAAUAGUAAACAGUGAUGAUAGACACGCCGCGUUUGCAUAGCUGAGCGUCUGGCUGAUAAGAUCUGUUAUGCAUGGCCAGAGACUUUGUCAAACUCCCACACCUGAACCAAGAAAGUCAUUUUCUAUACCAAUAUAAUUUUGUUUUCUUUUCCAUUGCCGACAGUUUCUAGAGUAUGUCGUUUAAAAACUGUUAGCGCACGGCCGAGAAUGUUGUCUCACGUUGAAAAGCGUUUUCUUUCGACACUUUUAUGCGCCAACGGUUUUUACUUUCUGUGACUUGGUGCAUUAUUUUGUUUUUUUCGUCAUAUUGAUUGGGAUUUUCCAAUAUGUUUUGGUAACGUAUUCGACAGUAGUGGGUAAACACGUACUUAGCUUUGUUAAUGAUGAUUGGCUGUUGCUGUAAUCUCAGAAUACCUAAACUACGUAUGUGUAAUUGUACAGUAUGGGAUUCCCAACUUUGCAUAAUAAUGUCGAUGGGGACAUCCUUCAUUUUUAUUGAUAAGAAAACAAAUUUGUAAAAUGGGGGGACUAUAUAAAUGACUGACUUUGUGAAGACGGACAUACUCUCAGCUGCCUCGUUUUGAAAAAUGAAAGUCUUUCAAGCAAUCGUGUUGGUUUCCCUUUGUGCCAUCCCUUACAUCGAAUGUAAGAGUGUUGGAGACGUGAAUCGUAGCGAUGGCAAAGCAGAUCCCAUUACCUUCACGCAUUUCAAUCUAUGGACAAGGAAUAAUCCAACUAGCCUACAAGAACUGUUUAUUGGCGACAUUGCUACUUUAGCUGAAUCAAAUUUCGACACGUCCAAGCCCACCAAAGUGUUUGCUCACGGUUGGAGAAUGAACGGCUAUGAUAACGAUGCUGUGAUUAAUCUAAGAAAUGAAUUCCUCGCUAAAGAAGAUUGCAAUUUUAUUGCUGUGGAUUGGGAAGAGUUGGCCAACAAUAUCAACUAUUAUUCAUCGGCAGCCAACACGCAGCCAGUUGGAUCCUUGACUGGCGAUUUCCUUAACUUUCUCGUUGCUCAAGGAUUGGAUGUCAAUCAACUUCACGUUAUCGGUUUCAGUUUGGGAGCUCACGUUGCCGGAAAAGCUGGUGCUGCCCUAAAUGGGCGCAUUCCACGAAUUACUGGACUAGAUCCGGCUUAUCCUGGUUUCUCCGUAGAGAAUACGGAUGAAAGACUAGACGUGACUGAUGCCCUAUUUGUUGACGUCAUGCAUACGAAUAGCGCAUCAUUACUGGAUGGCGGACUUAGUUUCCCAGUUUCCAUCGGGCACGUAGAUUUCUGGCCGAACGGUGGCAUUGUCCAGCCGGGUUGCAUCCUUACAGGAUCCGAUAUCCUCGCUAUAGCAACUGGAUGCAGUCACAGUCGAGCUCAUCAAUAUUUCGCCGAGUCAAUCAACGGUGGACGUUUUACGUCCAUUCGUUGCACAUCCUACGACGAUUUCAGUGCAGCUUUGUGCAAUGGCAAUCCACAGGAUUUAAUGGGCCUUCCCAUUUCUACGUCGGCUUUGGGUGAUUAUUACCUCAACACGUUCGACGCCGCCCCGUUUUCCAUGGGUUGAUUUUACACCGCACAUGUAAUAUCAUAUCGUUUUUACUCAAAGACCCAUUGCUAUGCCCCUAGUCAUGAUAAUGUUAUGGCAUUUUUAAUCUCUUCGACAUUUUUAUUGUUACCAAGUGUGCCAAUAUCAGAGUCGACGUUAUACAUGUAAACUCUUGCUACUAA